This is a messenger RNA of Insectozyma verbasci, 2421 nucleotides long. Lineage: Eukaryota; Fungi; Ascomycota; Pichiomycetes; Serinales; Debaryomycetaceae. The record is from the annotation of a GenBank genome assembly.
AUGUCUAGUGAUAAUCCUUAUAGAUAUAAUAUUGAUGAUGAUGAUGAUGAGAAUCAAUCAAUUAUUAAUACAUCAUCUCAUCCUAAUCAAAAUAAUGAUACAUUUUUAUCAAGAAUAUUUGGUUUAAAUUCAGUUUAUAAUCAAAUGCAAGAAAAUUAUCAAUAUUAUGAUCCAGAAUUUGAUAGUACAUAUAAUCAAAACCAAAGUAUAACUGAAGCACAAGAUGAUGAUUUACCAAAACAAAAUACAAGUUUAUUGAACUCUGAAUCUGAUUCUGAUUUAUCAUCAUCCGAAGAAUCGUACGUAAGGCCAAAUAAACCAAGUGAUGAAGAACAACAAGGUGGUAGUAUUCCAUUAAAGAAAAUUCAACCAAAGAUUACAUUUCAAACGCCUCAAAAACCAACAUCACAUAAAAAGCCAACCACUAAACCAAUUCCACAAGAUAACAAUUAUAAAGGCACUUCAAGAAGAGCUACAAUUGUAAUACCACCUAAAGAAAGAGCAUUAUAUUUAUGGGCAAAUAUCACCAAUAUGGAUGAGUUUUUAGUCGAUGUAUAUUACUAUUAUCUUGGUAGAGGUUUAGUAAAUAUAGUGCUAACGAAAAUUGUUGAUUUAUUAAUAUUCAUAUUUGUUUUAAAUUUUACAAUUUUCUUAAGAUGGGGUAUAAAUUAUGAUUUAUUCUUUGAAAAUAUGAAAGAAAGAAAGCAUAUGACAUUAUCUGAUUUAAUUGUAUCAAAUUAUUUAUUUCGUAAAGUUCCAUUUUCAGUCAAGUUUUUAUUAUUUGGGUUUUUCAUAUAUUUAGUGCUUAGAAGUGUUCAAUUGUACUUUGACUGUAAUUAUAAAUUAAAGGAAAUUAAGAAUUUUUAUCAUCAUUUAUUAGGUAUUAGUGAUAAUGAAUUAAUGACCAUCAAUUGGAAAACAAUUGUUGAAAAAUUAAUGUCAUUAAAAAAUUAUAAUAGUCUAACAUCAAGUAAACCAACUGAAAAUCAUUAUGUAAAUGAUUUAUCAUCAAAAGUUCGAUUAAAUGCUCAUGAUAUAGCUAAUAGAAUCAUGAGAAGAGAAAAUUACAUGAUUGCAUUAAUUAAUAAAGAUAUACUUGAUUUAUCUAUUGGUCUGUUAAUGGAUGAAAAAUCCGUGCUUACUAAGACCCUAGAAUGGAAUUUAAAACUUUGCAUUGACAAUUUUAUAUAUAAUAAACAAGGACAAAUUAAUAAUAAUAUUUUAAAAGAAUAUAAUAGGAAUCAAUUGGCAAAAGAAUUAACAUCAAGAUUUAAAUUAGCAGCAAUAAUCAAUUUAAUACUAAGUCCAUUCAUUGUCAUUUAUUUUAUAUUACUAUAUUUUUUCAAGUAUUUUAAUGAAUACAAAACAAAUCCUUCAUCAAUUAUUGGAUUAAGACAAUAUACACCAUAUGCUGAAUGGAAAUUAAGAGAGUUUAAUGAAUUACCUCAUUUUUUUAACAAGAGAUUGCAAAUGUCAAUUAAUCCUGCUCAAACUUAUAUUGAUCAAUUUCCAAAAAGUUAUUUGGUUAUAAAUAGUAUGAAAUUGGUUAAUUUUAUAUCUGGUUCAAUUUUAGCAGUAUUAGUUAUUAUGGGUAUUUUAUUAGAAGAUGAAAAUCAUUCAUUUUGGUCAUUUGAAAUAACAUCAAGUAAAAGUACAUUGUUUUACAUUUCUAUAUUUGGUACAUUAUGGGCAAUUACCUCAACUUCAACCACACCCAAUGAUCAAAAUUCAAAAACUUCAUUUGUUUAUGAUCCUGAAGCAAGUUUAAGAUAUGUUGCACAAUUUACUCAUUAUUUACCUAGUUCAUGGAAUAAAAAAUUACAUACAACACAUAUUAAAAAUGAAUUUUGUAAAUUAUAUUCUUUAAAGAUUUUAGUUAUAGUUAAUGAAAUUUUAAGUUUAAUAGUUACUCCAUUUUUAUUAUGGUUUAAAAUUUCACAAUCAAGUGGAUUAAUUAUUGAUUUUUUCAGAGAAUAUAGUAUUCAUGUUGAUGGAUUAGGAUAUGUUUGUUAUUUUGCAAUGUUUAAUUUUGAAGAAAAAGAUAAGAAUAUGAUGCUUGAUUUAAAUAAAAAGAAAAAAAAGAAAACUAAAAGAAAAGAUGUUAAAAGUGAUCUGGAUUCUGAUGAAUCAGAUGAAGAUUUAAAUUAUUUAUCAUUCCAUCAAGAUGAUAAAAUGAUUAAAUCAUAUAUGUAUUUUCUUGAAAGUUAUGGAGGCUCAAAACAAGAACAACCUAAACCAAGUCAAUCACAACCUAGAAAACCAAGAUUUACAAAUGAUCAACAAAGUAUUAGUGAUUCUAUUUAUAAUGUAGAUUAUAAAUUCGAUGAUAGUGAUUUUUUGAUUGACGACAAAUCAAGAAAGAAAGGUGGUGUUUUGGGUAUGUUGAAUCAAUUCUACAACCAAGAUUUAAAUAACUCAUAA